Dictyostelium purpureum is the source of this 3402-nucleotide messenger RNA. RefSeq lists its product as uncharacterized. Gene Ontology annotation, biological process: sexual reproduction. The transcript has 5 exons. The record is from RefSeq and is a predicted model, not a curated record. Bases 1 to 3402 code for a protein of 1133 amino acids. Gene Ontology annotation, molecular function: polysaccharide binding; hydrolase activity, hydrolyzing O-glycosyl compounds. Lineage: Eukaryota; Evosea; Eumycetozoa; Dictyosteliales; Dictyosteliaceae.
AUGAUAUGGUUAGAAUACAGUAGCAGUGGUGGUAGUAGUGCUAGUAUCAGCAGUAGCAGUGGUUUUAUUAGUAGUCCUAUAAUUAAAAAAGUAAAACUACCAGUUUCUGAUCAAUAUGCUUACUUUUCAGAAAAUAUCUGUAGUUUAAUAGUUGGUGUUUUAAUAGAAUAUGAUGGCCAAUUGAGGGUUAGAACUUUAAAUGGUUGGGAAAGCCCAGUAACAUAUUUAAACGAAACUAUGGCAUUAUUCAAUAUUCCACAUAGAGUACCAGUUGGUAGUAGCGUCUCGGUUUCAUUUCAAGCUUUUGAUGACUCUUUUAACCCACAAAUGACAUGGGACUUUGACAAUUAUGCCACUCUUAGUUGUGAUCCAGUACCAAAUAAUCUCAUAAUGACUCCUAAACAAAAUAAAUGGCAAUUAGUAUAUGAUAUAUAUAGAAUGAUGUACUGGAUAAAGGCUUUUGAAGUUAAUGAGCUUACCAAAUCUCUCCCAUAUGAUGCAUUUACUUGUACCGUUCCACAGAAUUUCCAAUGCAGUUUCUCUGAAUUUUUUAAUGGUGCUAAAAUUAAAAAUUAUUUGGCCCAGGUUAUUAUUAUAACACCAGGACCAUUCACUCCAUUUAAUGUUGUCAUUAAGGAUGCUUAUGGAAGGGUAUUACAUUCAAGUGCUUUCGAUGGAAUUCAAGCUCCAUUCAAUCCAUCUUUAGUAGUUGCAAGUUCACAAAUGUAUCCAGUGGCUGGUUCAACUGUAACAAAAAAAGAAAUGGUAAAUAGUGCAAUGUACAUUUUAAAUAUUUUAAACAAAAAUAACAUUUUAAAUAUUGCUUCCAAUUCUGACUAUAUGGUACAAAAUGCUAUCUUUCCAACCUUUGGUACUAUAGGUAAUGGAACUUAUAUUGGCUUCACCCCAGGAGGUUUAGGUUUUGAUUCUGCUACUUCACCAAUUACAUCACACAUUCAAAUUAUUGAUUCCCAAGGUGCAAAACGAGUAGGUGGUGACAGCUCUUUUAGUUUUAUUGAAAAAAAUUAUGAUACUAUUGCAGUAUAUUCAUAUUCUUUGGUAAUGGAAAAUGCUCAUAUUGGGGCAACAUUAAUUAAUGCAGAGGUAUAUGCUUCGUUAAAUCCCAACACAUAUAUUUCAAAUGAAAAUACCAUUUUUUAUAAACAGGUAGAUACCAGUUAUCCAUGGAGUUUUUCAUAUGGUACUAUUAAAUAUCAUAGGCUUUCAAGUUCAUAUAUUGCAUCACCAUAUAAGUCAGGUUCUAAUUUAGAGGUUAUUGUAAUAAGGGCAAAUCAAAGCCCCGAUACAUUCCCAAAUUCUAUUACAAAUUAUAUUGAAGAUAAAACAAACCCCUUUGUAAAAAAAGUAGAGUUGGUUGGAGUUCUCAAUGAAAAGGUAGUUUUAAGAGUUUAUGCAUCUGAUUCUGGAUCAGGUAUUGCUUAUAUUGAAACUGCAGGUUCAAGAAGAACAAGUUCAUCAGAUUUAGUUUACGGUACUAUUUUUGAUGGUGUGUUUGAAACUAUAUUAAGUUUUGAAUCUUACUAUCUCGGAAGAUCCCCAUCUGUGACUGUUUGUGAUAGAGCAGGUAAUUGUCAAGAUAUCUACUAUAAUAAACCAUUUUAUAACAUGGAGCUAGAAACUAUCCCCCUUUUCCCAUCAUACAAGUAUGUUUUAGAAAAUAAUAUUGACCCAUUCGAUUUCACAUCAUUCGAGUUUAAAUAUAAUGAUGUUGAUGUCUCAAAUGGUCCAUUUAAUAAUACUUUAUGCUUUAGAGUACCUAAUGCCGAUAAGAAUAUUAUACCACGUUUUGUUCCACUAUUCACACCUUUAAAUCCUGAAAGAGUAGAUCUUUUAAAUGGUAUACCAGGUGCAUAUGAUCAUACAAAAGGGUUGUAUUGUAUUAGCUUCCAGAUUCCAGCUAGAAUGUUCAGUGGUGAAUUAGACUACUACCUUCUUUUCUCACCAAAUGUCUAUGGUUCAUUCUUCCUUAAAUCAACUAUUGGUAAUGCAGCACAGUUAAGAGUUUUCUCAAGCUUUGCAGAUCAAAUGCCACCAAUUAUUACAGAGUUUACUGCUUAUCCAUCAAAUAUAGUCGAGAUAACUGAAAAUUCAAAUAUUGGAUGGAAUAUUAGAAUCGAAGAUUCACCAAAUGGUUUCAAAUCUGCCGAAUUCAAUAUUACAAGUGACUUUGAUUUAGAACCAUAUAUUAUUAGAAUAACACCAGCCAAUGCAAUAUCAGGUAAUGAAAACAGCGGUACCUAUCAAUUAAGAAUCCCAGUAACUGCUAGUACCUGUAGAUCUCAAACUUUUAGAAUUUCAUCUGCUUCAAUCACUGAUACCCAAGGUCAUUCAUCAAUAUUACCAUCCACUUCAAAUGUUAAUCCUUUAUAUAAAUUCUUAACAUCAUCACAGUUAUCAUUGGCUAUUACCUGUCCACAAGCUGCUGUCGAUAAUAUUCCACCAGUUUUAACAAAUUUCGCCUCAUCAGCUAAUACCAUCGAUGUCGGUACUCAUAAUGCUUUAAGAAGUUUAACUUUCACUUUCACUACAUCUGAUCCUGAAUCUGGUAUAUCUUCAAGACACAACCCAUACAUCUUCUUAAAUUCACCAACAUUCACCACUGUUAAACAAGUUAGUAAAUUAGUAUCAUAUGCCAUUGGUGUUGCAACAUAUUCAUGCACAAUUCAAUUACCAUACGGUUAUGGUUCAUACCAAGGUAUUCUUGUUUCAGUCUACGGUAUUGUUGAUAAUCAAUUAAACAUCAAUGGUUAUUCCACUACUGAUCUCCAAUCACUUGGUUUCCAAAGCACUAUUAAAGUAACCUAUUCAAACAAUCCAGUACUCGAUACCACCAGCGCCAUUAACUCUACUGGUACAUCAUUAGAAAUCUAUGGUCACAAAUUCGGUAUUGACUCCACUAAAAUUACUUUACAAGUCGAUUAUCAAAACGGUCAAGGUUGGAAAAACACACCACUUUCAUUAUUUUCAGGUAUUGUAGUAAUGACCAACAGCAUCACACCAACAUCCACACCAUUUUAUGUUCGUGUUAUUGUCGACGGUAUCACAUCAAAUUCACUUUUGGUUAUACCAUCCUUACCAGCAUUACCAUGUAGUUAUGUCGUCGAACAAACUAUUGUUUCUACUUGGAUCAAUUCAGAAAUAUAUCCAUUCCUUCAAGCAUCAAUUACUAUUAAAAAUACAGGAAAUAAAGCAUUAAAAUUAUUUAGUUUUAAAAUGGAUAAUAUAGAUCAAAUAUGGGGUGUAGAUACUGCAGGCAAUAGAUAUACUUUACCAUCAUGGCAUUCAACAAUUAACGCAUAUGAACAAUAUACUUUUGGUUAUAUUAUAAAAGGGACAACAGUUGGUGAGUUAAAAGAUAUUACAUUGGAAUGUUUAGUAUAA